CAGUCGCGCGCGCUGUCGCAGCAUCAGCGUUAUAAUAACUGAGCGCAAAGGGCUGUAAGAGCAGAGCAGCUUUCAGACUGGAUGCCGAGUCAUUCGUUCUCAGAGUUUUUUUUAAAUAAUCAGGAAUAAAAAGAGGCUAAAGAUUAGCAGUUUAUUUCCAGGAUUCUUUGCAAAACAGCCAUGGAAUAUCCAGCUGGACAAACUUCACUGUCAUUAAUGUUGCUUAUUUUAACAGUGAUCAGUAUCAGUCAUGCUCUCUUGGAUAGAACUGUAGAGGCAAGUUUUCCAAUGCCGUUAAAUUCUCUUCACUCGAGUCCAGCAGAAGCAGGCCAAGCCAUUACGUCCUGCAAUUUUGAAUCUCCUUGCUCCUGGACCAUGUCCAAUCACAGCACUCAUGGAGACUGGUAUGUCACAUCACCUCAGCAGCACUGGGCCAGCCAACGGGGCGUCCAACCAUUCACAGAUCACUCUGUUGGAGAUUCUAAAGGUCACUUCCUGGUUCUGAGGCCUGGCUCUGCCCUGUGGGCUUCUGGGAGUUGCACAUUCCACAUUGCAAGUCCUGUAGUGGUAAGCAGUGGCCCACAGUGUCGGCUUCGUUUGGCUUGCUUCCAGCCAGAACCAAGAACGGGAAACUUGUCUGUCUCCAUAAAACUCACAGAUUCUGAUGUCAUCAACUCACUGACUUCUGUCAGCAGGGAAAAAGCUGGCAUUAGGACAUCUUGGGAGGUAUUAGAGGCAUCAAUAGGGAAAAUGGACAAGCCCUUCCAAGUAACAGUGCAGUACACGUCUUGUAGUGGUCACGAUCUUGGACUAUUGGCCAUUGAUUCAUUGGAGCUAAAGGACUGUCACAUGGAAAGCAGAGAUGUGGAGGAGCUGGUUCUAGAUUGUGAGGAGAACUCAACUGUUCGCUGUGAUUUGGGCGGCUGUGUAGAUAAAAGAAAAGUCUGUGAUUUCCGCAGUGAUUGCCCUCUAGGCGAGGAUGAAGGAUUUAUUUGUGAUAUGUUGCCAUUGGGGUCGUACUGUUCAUUUGAGUUCGGCUCCUGUGGGUGGACAGUCUCUGAUUCACAGUCCUCCUGGAACCUGAGCAGCGGAGAACAACUAUCCAGAAGUAUUGACCUAUUAGGAACAACACUCCAAAACACUCAAGGACACUUCCUGUUCCUGAAGGUCAGAGGCAAUGCUAAUGGAAAUGAAGCAUCAGUUUACAGCCCAGCUCUUCCUGUGACGCUGUCUAGGCAAGAUUGUCAGUUGCGCUUCUCCCUGUAUCUAUAUGGGGAUUUUAAUGGCACAGUGCGUCUGUCGGUGGUAGAGAAUGGUACUUCAGUGACCCCUUUAGUGUGGGAGAGAGCUGGACAUUGGAAGGACAACUGGCAAGAUGUCACUCUACAGAUCACUGACCUCCGAAAUGGGUUCCAUCUGAUAGUGCAAGCCCUGUGGGCUGCUGACUCAGAAGCUGACAUUGCGCUGGAUGAUAUUUCUUUAAGUGCGACAUGUUUUGACACAGAUCUAAAAGCUUUGCUUCUUGGCCAUCAACAUGAUUUGGACUCCAAGAGCCAGUUAGACGUCCUGAGUCCUCUUCCUGAGCCUUCUGUCUCAGAAGUGUCCCAGAUAACGUGGUGGUUCACCUCAUGUGGGGCCAGUGGACCUCGGGGUCCUACUCAAGCACAGUGUGACAGUGCCUAUCGUAACACCAAUGUUAGUGUGCUGGUGGGAAAAGAAGGCCCUCUCAGAGGUGUUCAGAUGUGGAAGGUGCCUGCUACCAACAGAUACAAGAUCUCAGCAUAUGGAGCUGCAGGAGGCAAAGGGGCAAAAAACCAUAACAAACGCUCGCAUGGUGUCGUCAUUUCAGCUAUCUUCACGCUGGAGAAAGGAGACAUCCUGUAUCUUCUGAUUGGUCACCAGGGGGAAGAUGCUUGCCCAGGGAGGAACCCUCUAACUCACAAAGUCUGCCUAGGUGAGUCAUCUGUGAUUGAGGACAGCUUUGAAAGUGACGCAUCUGCUACAGAAUGGGCCGGGGGUGGAGGCGGUGGUGGGGGUGCCACAUUCAUUUACCACAUGGAGAAUGGGGAGCUGGUGCCUCUGCUGAUAGCAGCAGGUGGAGGAGGGAAGGCGUAUCUGGAGGACCCUGAGAGCAGUUUGGAUCAGAUCCCUCUGGAACAGUAUGAGAAUGACACAGUGGCCUCUGGGAUCAAUGGCAGAACUGGAGCAGCAGGAGGGGGAGGUGGUUGGAAAGACUCCACUACUCACCCGUGGGCAGGAAAAUCUCUGUUUGAAGGGGCAGAAGGUGGCUCACCUUGCCCCCAGGCCCUGUCUAAACUUGGUUGGACGACUUUUGGAGGGUUUGGAGGAGGAGGAGGAUCCUGCACUGCUGGAGGAGGUGGUGGAGGAUACAGAGGUGGUGAUGUGGCCCACACUGAUGACCUCACAGCAGAUGGACAGGAUGGCAUUUCGUUCAUUCAUCCCUCAGGAGAGCUGUUUCUGCAGCCUUUAGCAGCCAUGGAAAGUCAUGGGGAAGCUGAAAUUGAAGUGCAUCUGAACUGCAGCCACUGCCAGACUCAGAGCUGCAAACGUGAUAAAGAUAACAGGUUCAUCAUCUGCCUGUGUCAUCACGAUGAGAUUCUUGCUCCAGAUAAUGUCAGCUGCAUAGCAGAAACACAGGGUUCCAUGGUCGCCGGACACCCGUCCUUGUCUCUGAUAGUGGCAGUGGUGGCGUCCGCUGUGGUGACGGGUGUUGUGUUGACCUGUGCUUGCCUUACUCUCAUGUACUACCGCAAGAAGAACCACCUCCAUGCAGUCCGGGUGUGUUUGCAGAGCCCCGAACACAAGCUGAGCAAGAUUCGCUCCUCCAUCAUCAUGACUGACUACAACCCCAACUAUUGCUUUGCUGGUAAAGCUGCAUCACUGUGUGAGCUGAAGGAGGUUCCACGCAAGAACAUCACACUCCUCAGGGCUUUAGGGCACGGUGCUUUUGGAGAAGUGUAUGAAGGUCAGGUUCUGGGUAUGAAUGGAGACAACACUGCCAUGCAGGUUGCUAUCAAGACUCUUCCGGAAAUCUGUUCUGAGCAAGACGAGAUGGAUUUCCUCAUGGAGGCACUAAUUAUGAGUAAGUUCAACCAUCAGAACAUAGUGCGCUGUAUCGGAGUAAGUCUUCAGAUCCUGCCCAGAUUUAUUCUUCUGGAGCUCAUGACUGGAGGAGACAUGAAGAGCUUUCUGAGACAGAACCGCCCCAGAGCUAAUCAGCCCUCUUCUCUGACUAUGCUGGAGCUGCUGCACAUGGCCAGAGAUAUUGCAUUCGGCUGCCGAUACCUGGAGGAGAACCACUUCAUUCACAGAGACAUCGCUGCACGAAACUGCCUGUUGACUUGCCCUGGUCCAGAGAGAGUCGCCAAAAUUGGAGAUUUUGGAAUGGCUCGUGACAUAUACAGGGCCAGUUACUACAGGAAGGGUGGUCGCGCCAUGCUGCCAGUGAAAUGGAUGCCGCCUGAAGCCUUUCUAGAGGGUAUUUUCACUUGCAAGACUGAUACAUGGUCAUUUGGUGUUCUGCUGUGGGAGAUUUUCUCCCUGGGCUACAUGCCCUACCCAUGUAAGACUAAUCAAGAGGUGCUGGAGUUUGUGAUGAGUGGAGGACGCAUGGAUCCACCUAAGAGUUGCCCAGGACCAGUUUACCGGAUUAUGACACAGUGUUGGCAACACUGCCCAGAACAUCGACCAAACUUCUCAGCUAUUUUAGAGAGGAUCAACUAUUGUACUCAGGAUCCUGAUGUAAUAAAUACUCCGCUUCCAGUGGAGUAUGGGCCAACUGUGGAUGAAGAGAUCAGCACUGUGAUUCGUCCAGUAGCAUCUGGCAGCAUGACUCCUCUUCUAGUGAGCCAGUCACUGGAAAUGCCUGUGCAGCCUGCAAUCCUAACUCCACUCCCUCAGGUCCAGAAACCUCGACUGCUGUUACAGCGGCCACCCCAAAUGCCUCAAGAGGUGGCCAUACGUGAAGCUUUGGAGCCUUUUUGGGCUGAGCCACCUUCAGCUCCUGGAGCCUGCUCAAGCUCCUGGCUACAGGUCCCAGAGCACCAACCAUGCUCCAGAUCAGGCUCCUCCUCAGGAAGCCAGAAGCUCAAGAACAACACCAAGAAUCUUUGGAACCCCACUUAUGGUUCAUGGAUUCUGGAGAGCUUUGGGAGGACAACCCAACCUGUGCCUUUGUCCUGUACCACCACUGCUCCGUCUCAUUUUACCUCAACCUCAGAGCAUAACGACUCUGGGACUGAAGCUAACGUGUCACCAUGCUCAAAUUCAUCAACAGUUCCCUCUCAGAUGAGCUCUAGUCCUCCAGGACCUUUGAGUCUCAGUUCACGAAAAGGGGCAGCUGAGGCUGGAGGGAGCUCACUUGCUGUGGUCAUGGAUUUGGCUAAGCUCCAGAGCUUCCCUUGCGGCAAUGUAAAUUAUGCGUAUGAUGAACAGAGCUAUGAAGCUGAGAGCCUACCCCUGGUAGUUGCCAAGUCUCCAAAACCCAACAGUAGUUCUGCAAUUAGCUCCUCUCUAACAGCACUGGGCCUGGCUUUCUCUGUUACCCACAAACCAUUGGUCAAGCGUCACGCCAGCUACGGGCAUGAAGAUGUCAGGAGGCAUACCAAGCCAGAGAAACCCAUACGAGACAGAGACUCAGGCUUCUCAUUGUCAGAAGAUCUUAGUGUUACUCCUGUGUAGCACAUUCAGAUGCUGAACUAAAGCCAGAUAUAAUACUGAAAAUAAUGUAGCUCAUGUCAUUCAGGUUGCCUCACCUAGAACGAUAUAAAUUGAGAGGCCAGCGACACUCUUGUAUGUCCAAAGUAACAGAAAACAAGAUGAAGACUAGUCCAUUUUUCUUUUUGUGUGAACAAAUACUAUGGCAUCAGUAAUCUAUGAAUGGGUAAUUCAACACAAGCAUCUUGUGCAUAUAUAUUACAGAAAAGUUAGAACAUCACUGGAGGGCAUUACUUCCACUCUGAUUAGUGACAUUUUAAAUCAAUACCCCUAGAUUCAAUGCAUGCUCAUGCACUUUUUCACAAAUCUGUCUCUAAGUGGCGUCGUAGUGUGAGGGUUACAGAACAGUGGAUCUAUCGCAAAGGUUGAAAUAUGUAUAUAAUGAGUUUUAACUUUAAUCAUGAGCGAAGUGAGAAUUGGGGCUUUUUUUUUUUCUUUCAGUUUACGUGAAACUCUGCACAAACAGCAACCUGACCUGAGCUAAUUCCCAUUUCCUAACAGUAUAAGGAACACUGUAUACAGUUUUUGUUUAGUUUUAAUUAUUUUCCAUAGUAGAUUCUGAGUGUUUUCCUGAGUGAAUUUUAAAGGAACAG
This is a messenger RNA of Neoarius graeffei (lesser salmon catfish), 5330 nucleotides long. It is a transcript of the gene ltk, whose product is annotated as leukocyte receptor tyrosine kinase. Gene Ontology annotation, molecular function: ATP binding; protein binding; transmembrane receptor protein tyrosine kinase activity. Bases 181 to 4701 code for a protein of 1506 amino acids. The transcript has 29 exons. Lineage: Eukaryota; Metazoa; Chordata; Actinopteri; Siluriformes; Ariidae. The record is from RefSeq and is a predicted model, not a curated record. Gene Ontology annotation, biological process: cell surface receptor protein tyrosine kinase signaling pathway; positive regulation of kinase activity; regulation of cell population proliferation. Gene Ontology annotation, cellular component: membrane; signaling receptor complex.